Notothenia coriiceps (black rockcod) is the source of this 1751-nucleotide messenger RNA. RefSeq names its product UDP-GlcNAc:betaGal beta-1,3-N-acetylglucosaminyltransferase 5a (gene b3gnt5a). Gene Ontology annotation, molecular function: N-acetyllactosaminide beta-1,3-N-acetylglucosaminyltransferase activity. The record is from RefSeq and is a predicted model, not a curated record. Gene Ontology annotation, cellular component: Golgi membrane. The transcript has 2 exons. The coding region runs from base 343 to 1500 and encodes 385 amino acids. Gene Ontology annotation, biological process: protein O-linked glycosylation. Lineage: Eukaryota; Metazoa; Chordata; Actinopteri; Perciformes; Nototheniidae.
ACACACACACAUUUUUGCUUUUUCUUGUCAGUAUUCUAGGAAGACGGCUCCAUGGGUGAAAGAUGAAUCCCCGGCUGUCGGGCAACUGUUCGAGUGAUUCUUCUGCAAUGGAGGAUGUUUCCCAGCACACCCAGUGACUCACUCCAUCGCCUCCGCCUCCUGCUGAAUGUGAAAAGCCUAGGAUGGAAGACCCACCAAGUGCUGAUCUGAGGCACCGGAAAAACGAUCUUGACCUCCAACACCAACUCCCCUCCUUCCUUGCGAGAAGAAGCACAACUAGCUGCUUUGCCGCCAUCACCAACCAGACAAGGACCACCGCCAACGGGUGACAAGGCUUCCAGGAUGUUCGUGAACUUCCGCCGGAUACGAAAGUGCCAGUUUAUGCAGCUGAUGACCACCUGCCUGGUGCUGUCGUUGGUGAUGGUUUGCUGGGAGCAGCUGGACAACAGUGUAGUCAGUCACGUCAAGUCCUACUCCUACCGCUACCUGGUCAACAGCUUCACCUACAUCAACAAGAGCCUCACCAUACCCCGGGAGCAGGCCAAAAGCUUCAGCAACUUCCCCUACCUGCUGGACCACACGGAUAAAUGCGUCAGCAAGGAUGUCCUCCUGCUCCUCUUCGUCAAGACCUCCCCAGAGAACAUUGAGCGGCGGAACGCCAUCAGGUCAACCUGGGGUAAUGAGACCUACAUCCAGAACGCCCUGGGAGUGACGGUAAAGGUGGUUUUCGCCUUGGGAGCGUCUCAGGCCAGGAACAAGGUUCCCUCGUGGAGCAAGAGAUUUGGCUUUCAGGAGCAGCUCAUCAAGGAGGACGGUCUCCACGGUGAUUUGAUCCAACAGGACUUCUUAGACUCCUUCCACAACCUGACUCUGAAGCUGAUCAUGCAGUUCCACUGGACUCAUAACCACUGCGCUCACGCCCGCUUCCUCAUGACCGCUGAUGACGACAUCUUUGUCCACAUGCCGAACCUGGUGAGCUACCUGCAGGACGUGAGCAGCAGAGGAGUCACAGACUUUUGGAUUGGUCGAGUGCACAGAGGGGCGCCGCCAAUCCGCAGCAAAGACAGCAAGUACUACGUGUCGCAUGAGAUGUACCAGUGGUUGUCGUACCCCGACUACACAGCCGGGGCCGGGUAUGUCGUCUCCAGGGACGUAGCGGACAAAAUCUACCACGCCAUGCUGACCCUAAACGCCUCUCUUUACAUAGACGAUGUGUUCAUGGGCAUCUGUGCCAAUGCUGUUGGCGUGUCACCGCAAGAGCACGUCUAUUUCUCAGGCGAGGGCAAAGCGCCCUAUCACAUGUGUAUCUAUAACCAGAUGAUGACCUCGCAUGGUCACGUGGAGGAUAUCUACAACCUGUGGAAGGUGGCGACGGACCCGCAGGUGAAGCAGAAGACCUCUGGACUCAUAGGGAGGCUUCACUGCGCAGCCGUGAAAAUAGCUCUCCUUUGUAAACCGUACUAUUUUAACACCUACCCGUGCAAAGCAGCCUUUUUGUAGUACUAUGUCAGGUUGCAUUUGCAGACAGAGAGGAAGUGUGUCAUAGAUCAUAAUGCAAGAAGGAUCAUGGUUGCAAAUAUUACCUCAGUCCUUCAGUCGGACACCCAUGUGAAAACACUGGAGCCUGUGUUGUGUGUUUCCCGAGUCAAAGACACCACAUGAUUCCUGCUUGUUCUUUGUUGUGUGUGAGAUCUCCAACACUUCAAUGAUAACUAGUUUUAACCUUUAAUAAAACUGGCUUUGCAUUUACA